AUGAGUUCGCCUCACACCAGCCAUUCCGACAGCUUGCACACGCGGUCGCCUGUCCCUUCGCGAAGGGCCCGCGACGUGUCGGAAAGAGUGCCCUUAGUGAAAAUAAACGACGAGAAACCGCCCUUAGCCGGCUCUGAGACCGACGACGAUUUGGACGACGACCGGGAAACCGUCUCCAAACCGUACCCAGGAGUGGACGACGGUUUUUUCAACGGGGAGGGAAUCCCCGAGAACGAGGGAGACGUUCCGGUGAUCACAUCCCGGGCGGGCCCGGAUGGAGGCAGCGAAAAGCCGGACGAAGUCGACGGGCCCCGGAAACCGGACUCGGGACCCGGACGGUUUCCCUACGCUCCCAAUUUUGGGACGGAUUUGGAGGUGGGAAGUACCGUCCCGGAUUUGGAGUCGAUCCCAGAUGUGAAUGUGUACCAACACAAGAAAACCCUAGCUCAGGGAAUGAUGGACUUAGCUUUAUUCUCGGCAAAUGCCAAUCAGUUGCGUUAUGUCUUGGAAAGUUUCAACCGGCACCCGUACUACUAUCCCAGUUUAGUUCUGAUCUCAUUUAGCUUAAUUUUUCAAGUCGCUGUCGGCAUAGGACUUAUUUGGAAUUCACGAUACAAUGUCAAAGACGAUAAGGAGAUUUGUAUUGCUAAUAGGAUAAACAAUUUUACCAUCAUUGGGAUAUUUUUAGUCACUGUUAUAAAUGUUUUUAUUUCUGCAUUUGGUGUGGCAAACGCGCCGACAACUUGAAAGAAUUCGAUUUUAUCUUUCUCGUGUUUUUGUUCCCUUUUUGUUGAAUCGUGAUAUUGAAGUCUGGGAAAAUGUGCUUUACAGGAAAAUUUUACUUUUCCGUCUUGUAUGUUUUAGAUUAAGUUUUUGUAUUUAUUAUUUUUUAAUUUUUUUAAUUCGUGUUCUUGUCAUACGUAACAAUAAAAUAUUUUGUUAUAAAAUUGCCGUCCUUACUAUCUCCGAGUUCCUGUUUUGUUUACAGAUAAGUUUAAUUCUAAUGUAAAUAUUUUCAAGGAUAAGAACAAUAACAGCGCACUACUAAAAUUUAUUGCAUUUUUUGGGUUUCAAUUUUUUCUUAAAUAAAAUUGUGUCGUGAAAUCGCAAUAAAACUGUUCUAAUUCAUA
Tribolium castaneum (red flour beetle) is the source of this 1130-nucleotide messenger RNA. Its product is annotated as ninjurin-A. NCBI's taxonomy places the organism in Eukaryota, Metazoa, Arthropoda, Insecta, Coleoptera, Tenebrionidae. The transcript has 2 exons. Gene Ontology annotation, biological process: tissue regeneration; cell adhesion. The record is from RefSeq and is a predicted model, not a curated record. Gene Ontology annotation, cellular component: membrane. The coding region runs from base 1 to 747 and encodes 248 amino acids.